AUGGCAUCACCUAUCGAAGAUUUUUUAUUAUUUGUAGGAUCUGUGAUUGGCAUUCAAACCCCAGAAAACAAUGUUGCCGUCAAGGAAAAACUUAAUAACAAAUGGAAAUGCGAGUCGAAUGCAGAUUGUACUGCAGAAAGUAGUGUCUGCUCCAAUUCCACGUGUCAAUGUACUGCUGGUUACAUUUUCAAUAGGUUUAUGACGGCAUGUAUUAAAGUUGCGACUGCAUACGGUGACAACUGCGUCGAAUCGAUACAAUGUUCCAGGUAUUUAUUCAAUGGCGGAGGUUGCGUAAAUAAUGCUUGUGCAUGCGUUGACGGAUACUAUUAUGUGCAUGGAAGAUGUAAUGCAUAUAGAGGAUUGGCUGAGAAAUGUCGUUACGACUAUGAUUGUUAUGUACACACCGAAUAUGGGGCAGUAUUCUGUGACAAUGGAAUUUGCCAGUGCAGUCCUGGCUAUUAUCAACGCGAAUAUAGAACGUGUCGUCCAGAGGGGAAAAAAGUCGGUGACGCAUGUACGAUAGAUAAGGAUUGCAGAUUUAAUGGCAGUGCACACUGCGAUAAUGAUUUUAAAUGCAGUAUCGCGCAACCUGAUAACACACCUGAAUCUUCGUAUACUUAUCAAGUUCGUCAACAAUAUUAUUCAAUUGAAUCAGAAGCUGACAUGGGUAACUGUUCAACAAACCAAGAUUGUAAACAUAUAGGAAAUGCGUUUUGCAGUCAAUCAGGCAUAUGUGUCUGCGAACGUGCUCAUUUUUUCUCUCAAAAAGGAAGUAGAUGCGUUCCAGAACUUGGCGAGUCGUGCGAAACAAGUGAUACUGCUGUCAUUGACUAUUCGGAAUGUAUAAAUGGCAAAUGGAAGUGCCAACAAGGAAGGGUUACGUCUGUGAACAAUAUGGAAUGUCUAAAAGUAACAAGCAAGUACCAGUACUCCUGUCUUAUCAAUGAGCAAUGUCAAAUCUUUGGUCCCGAUGCUAUCUGUAAUGACACAAAUGAAGGUAGAAAAUGUUUUUGCGGCAGUAAUUCUCGGUACAUCGAAUCUGAAAUGUUCUGCUGGAUAAAGAGAGGGCUCAACGAAUCAUGUACAAAGGACAUAGAUUGUCACAUCGAUGGUACCAGCACCAAACUAUCUUGCACAAACAAUGUUUGUUCUUGCCCCAGUGGAACUCAUGCGAAUUCAAAUCGCACAGACUGCGUGGAGAAUUACGUAGGUAUCAAUUCCACUUGUAUCACCAGCAACGAUUGUGCACCAAACAACACGGAAUGCGUAGAAUUCAAUGACUCGGGCAAACGUUAUUGUGCUUGUGAGAAAAAUUAUGUAGCAGCCUCAUUUAAAUCCUGCGUACCAGUUGCAUCAUUUGGGGACCUUUGUGAUAUUGACAUUCAGUGUUCUACGAAGGUGUCAAAUGCAAUUUGUUUGGAAACUGAUAACUCAGAUCAGAAUAAAACUUGCAGUUGCAGGAAGGGCUAUCAUUACAAAUUUCAGAAUUGUUUUGAACAAAAAGUUCUUGGUGAAAGCUGCCGGAAUCUUGGGGAAUGUUAUCUGGAUUCCAACGUGGACAGGGUAGUCUGCAAGAAUGGGCAGUGCGCAUGCGAUUGGGGUUACAUUAAAGUAAACAGUACUAUGUGCGGAAUACAUCGGAACCCUCCACGUUACAGAAACGGCACUACGAUCAAUGGCAUUUCUGGAGGAUUACUGUUAAUAAUGCUACUACUCGUAAACAUUUGUAGUUCGAUUAAACUAUGA
Messenger RNA from Dufourea novaeangliae, 1746 nucleotides. Its product is annotated as prion-like-(Q/N-rich) domain-bearing protein 25. Bases 1 to 1746 code for a protein of 581 amino acids. Lineage: Eukaryota; Metazoa; Arthropoda; Insecta; Hymenoptera; Halictidae. The transcript has 11 exons. The record is from RefSeq and is a predicted model, not a curated record.